AUGUUUGUUUUACUAAUCGCGUUCGUGUCGUUCACGUCCGCCCAAGAUAGUCUUCAAGUGAACACCACUGAGGGUACGGUGGAAGGCAGCAGAGCGGCUGACGGAGAUUAUUUGACUUUCUACGAUAUACCAUACGCCGGUCCAACAUCUGGAGAGAACAGAUUCAAGGCUCCUAGUCCGCCAACGAACUACUCUGGAGUGUAUCAUGCCGUCAAUCGGAAUAUUUUGUGCGCCCAGCCCAACACCCGGGGCCUUAUUGGAGUAGAGAACUGUCUGACACUCAGCAUAUACACGAAAAAUACGACCACACCCAAACCGGUUUUCGUUUGGCUCAACGCUGAACAAUACGCCUCCACCACCACACCAGUGUUCAGCUACAAGAAAAUCGUCGAAGAGAACAUAGUUUUCGUGCCUCUGAACUUCCGUCUAUCAAUCUUCGGUUUCAUUUGCCUCGGUGUUCCCGACGCACCAGGCAACGCUGGUCUCAAAGACAUCCUCCAAGGUCUGACCUGGCUGAAAAGCAACAUCGCUGGAUUCGGCGGGGACCCUAACAAUAUUGUGCUUAUUGGUCAUGGUUCGGGCGCAGCGCUAGUAGAUCUGUUGACCAUGUCUCCGAGAUCCAAGAACCUCGUCCACAAAGCUAUUGCACUGAGUGGAUCUGCUCUAUCACCGUGGGCAGUAGCAUAUGAGCCUGUACGCUACGCCGAAGUAUUUGGGGGGGUGUUGGGAAUCACACAGAAAUCUAGAGAGCAAUUAGCGAAACUUCUUCAGACUACGAAUCCAAACGUACUUGCUACAGCGCUAGAAGAAUUCAAAUUCACAAACAACAGUCUCAUAUUCGCGCCUUGCAUCGAGAGUCAAAAUAGUGAUCCUAAUGAGACAAUCAUAACAGAUGCGCCAUUGAACAUUUUGCGUUCCGGGAAUUACAAUCACGUUCCUUACAUCGCCGGUUUCACGACUAGAGAGGGCACGUUGAGGGCUUCCGAAGUUGUCUUUAAUAGAUGGCUCGAGGGUAUGGAAGCGAAUUUCACAAAUUUCCUUCCAGUGGAUUUAGAUACGAACGGAAACGCAACUGCCGUUCAAGAUAUAAAGAGAUUUUACUUUGGCGAUAGAACGAUUGACAUGGGAACCAUCGAGGACUAUUUAGAGUACCAGGGCGAUACACUUAUUUUAUUGGCCGUGAUAAGAACGGCUAGGGAACGGGGAGUAACUUCCACGAGUCCUGUGAGACUAUUAGAAUUCGGCUACAGAGGAACACUGAACUCCGAUUGGCCCUUCAACCAGAUCCCCCUGCACGGAGUGAAGCACGGUGGAUUUCUGAACUACCUCUUCGACUAUGACUUGCGACCUUCAGACGUUCAGGCGAUGAACUCUCUUGUGAGACGUCUAACAAGAUUUGCACACACCGGAGAGCCAGCAAACUCGGCCGCUGCAAAUGUGGUUUGGUCCGCAGUGGACAAAGCCAAUUUGAAUUACCUCUACUACGGAGGAAACGAUGGGACUGGCUCUGUGGCCUACGUCGAAGAAGACAGGGUCAACCCGCACACGACUAGGAUGACAUUCUGGAAUUCGACCUACGAGAGAUAUUACGUUCCGCCAAGACCUGUCUCCGGGGCCAACAGCCUUCUCGGCGUAGCUCUGUUUGUUACGCUAAGUCAACUGUUCUUCUUAAUGUUUUAG
Molecule: messenger RNA, 1680 nt
Organism: Bombyx mori (domestic silkworm)
Lineage: Eukaryota; Metazoa; Arthropoda; Insecta; Lepidoptera; Bombycidae
Product: venom carboxylesterase-6-like
Source: RefSeq, marked provisional